Molecule: messenger RNA, 2187 nt
Organism: Aaosphaeria arxii CBS 175.79
Lineage: Eukaryota; Fungi; Ascomycota; Dothideomycetes; Pleosporales
Exons: 2
Coding region: 275-1963 (562 amino acids)
Source: RefSeq, a predicted model, not a curated record
AACCCCCCAUGGUUUCUAUGUUGUGUUAGGUCCUGCCUUCGUUCACGCCGCUACGGAGCUCACCCGUCGACUCCUCUCAUGGAAGGAUUGAAGACAAACUGCGUCUGCGCCUGCGUCUACUUUUUCUUGUGAGACGUCCUUCCCCCUCGAGCCUGUGCAACCUCGUCAAGUACAGCUGUCGGCCACUUCGCUGAGCAUAUGAAUUGCUUCAACUCACCAUUGCCGGCCUCUUCCUCCGCCCUCUUUUGUGUUCCGCUCCCACUCAGCUCGAGCGAUGGGGAACGACUUUAAACACCUGCUCAACCCAGUUGAUCAGCCAUCAACACAUUCCACCAUUGCCCACGAUAGUUUUUCCCAAUAUCUGCCCCUUCCUGCUACUUCUGUCGCUGCUGCUACGAUUGUUGCUGCCACGACUCCCUCUCGCCCGACCUCUUUCCACGAAACCCACCUACCAUCCUCUGGCAUCGCAUCUGGAGUAUUAUCGAGCAAAGAUUGCUUCGCUCCCAUUUCCGGGUCUUCUGAAUCUUGUGUGAACGAUCCUGCUGACAGACGAUAUAUCAACUCCACAGUCUCUGUCGAAAGCAGUUUGCUACGCAGUGGUGGUAGCCCUAACCGAGCCUACCCAGCGUCGUCUUCUGAACCUCACCUCAAUCAGUGGUCACAGCAGCAAUCAACGAGACACAAGAUUGUUCAACCCCAGAGUGAAACAUUCAACUUCCUAUCCUCAGAGGACUCUUCGGCUUCCAGGGCACCCACAUUCAGGACUGACAGCCAAUCAUCCGUGCACUCUAUACCCAACAGGGUUCAGCCCACAACACCACCGUCACCCUCUCCUUCUCCAUUGCCAUCUCAAAGGUCGAAAUUACCGCCUGAAAGUCCUCAGGCUUUUGCUUCCGCAACUUCAAUCGCAGGGCUUACUGGGCAAGCUCAGAACCUAGCCUCAAGGGAGCCCCGCAGCGUCCGAUUUGAAGAUCGCCCGAGGAACGGCCCGUCCUCUCCGAAUUACUCGCCGCGUUCUCACGUUGGUAUCGCCAAAGACGACGUCCGUGACCAGCAUCAAGUAGAUUGUUCUACUGCGGCAUUGGGGGAGUCUCGCCAAACCUCUGCUAUUACUGUUGAAGCUACGAGUCCCGCCCUCACGUCACCAAACGCUCCAUAUCACCCCGCCUCCCCACCUAAUAGUUUCUCUGUCACGAUGGGGCACCCGUCCGGGUCCGCUGCUACUGGUCUUUUUGAAGAGACAUCCAACAUCGAACAACAUGGAGCCAUUUCGCCAGCUCAGGUCUCUACCACCACCACUUGUCCAGAGUGCGCUGCCCUCGACAGUACUUACUAUACCAACCUUAGUUCAAGCGUAAGCAACCUCCAGCAGCAACAUAGUGUCAAGAAUACAUCCUCCAUCGAAGAGUUCUACAGAAGAGGAGAUCGCUUAUUGCAAGCAAUGAGGAAUGGAGGGAAGCAAACGUGCGAUGCAUGUCAACAACAGGCCCAGCGCCCGGUAGGUCAACGCAUAGGAAUAACCAUCGAUACGAGGGCACGUCAGCGGCGGAAGAGCAUUGCGAUGAGUGGGGAAUCUGAAGACAGAAUGCUCCAGAACAGAAAACGCAAGAGGCUAGCCGAUGGUGAUGUCGAUGGACAUCCUACCAGCCCCGGAAUUCGGAACUCGAGUCUCGAGCUGUCGCCCUCCCCGAAGUGUCAAUUCACGCCACCUCCAGAAGGAAGCGCCACAUCACCAAAUGUACAGUACGAAGUCAGGACUGUGGAUGGGCGAGAGCUGGAAGUGCCCGUCUUUGUAGGGAGUCAUGCAGCACGUGCAUUGAGCACACCCUCGCGGGCCAACCGAUCUAUCGCCGCCAUCGACAAUAGCCCCGAUAAUGAUAUAUACCGCGAUACCGAAAUGAAGAACGAGAAGGGAAAGCAGCGAAAAGACAGUGGCCCAGCUCCGAUACCCGAUGGCGUGUGAGAAGAUUCCGUCCCUCUGAUGGCAUUCACCUUUUCUCACCCUUUAUCCGACCACGUUCGUACCACUCAUUCGGCUUCUACUCAAGCGGUUCUCGUGCUGUUGACUGCUUCAGCAUUGUUGAGCCAGUCAUGGAUAGUCAUGGAUUCAGGAUUGUCUCCAGAUGCAGACACUAAAUGCUAGCGCAGAAAGAGAAGGACGCUGACCAUAGGUGCUUCUGGUUUCCA